Messenger RNA from Punica granatum (pomegranate), 2195 nucleotides. The record is from RefSeq and is a predicted model, not a curated record. NCBI's taxonomy places the organism in Eukaryota, Viridiplantae, Streptophyta, Magnoliopsida, Myrtales, Lythraceae.
CCAAAACUGAAGAACACCUCUCCCUCUCCCUCUCCCUCUCCCCCUUUUCCUCUCUGUAAUUUCAGAGAAAACAUUUCUAACUUUUCCAGCUCACUUCAGAACUGUCCACUCCUUUACGAACAUCUCUCUCUCUCUCUCUUCUCUCUCUCUCUUCCUCUCUUCUCCGUGUCUCCAUUCUCUGUUUCUCUGGAGAGAGAGAGAGAGAGGCUUUUGGGCAUUGCCCAUCUGCUCAGAGCCCAGCUAGUAGAUCCAAUGCGUUAGCGCAAAGCCCUAAGAAGAACCUGGGAAGCAGAAGACGAAGAAGACGAAGAAGGGGAAAUGGGCGUGUUGAGCGAGUCGCUCUGCUUCUGUAAAGGAGUGAGCAAGUCUGAGAGGAUGAAAGCUACGAUUUUUACCACUAACUCUCCGGGCAUGGCCUUAAUCUCCGGCGCCGGCACCGGGUUCCUGAUCCACCGGAACCUCCUGCUGACCACCCACGUCAACCUCCCUUCCAUCGUCGCCGCCGAGUCAGCAGAGAUCCAGCUCCAGAAUGUAGCCUCCGCAACUCUGUUUCCUCACAGGUUCUUUAUUACCAGUUCCGUUCUCGAUCUAACUAUAGUUGGCUUAGAUUAUAACUCAGAUGGAGACUCAAACUCCCAGAGUCAACACCCUCUUCACUACUUGAAAACGUGCCAGAAACCCAAUCUCGACUUGGGCAGCAUCGUCUACUUAUUGGGCUACACCGACAAGAAGGAAUUAACCAUUGGAGAAGGGAAGGUCGUAAUUGCCACUGAUAAUCUCAUCAAACUGUCCACUGGUGGGGUCCCUUGGGGCCUGGGCUCUGCAGGGUUCGACUCUCAAGGUAACCUCGCUUUCAUGAUCUGCGACCCGAUGAAGCUGGCAACAUCUCCCAACACAAAGUCCUCUUCUACUUCUUCAUCUUCUACUUCAUCUUCGUCAAAGAGGGAUGUUGGGGCUCAGUUUGGGAUCCCAAUCCCAAUAAUAUGUGAUUGGUUGAACCAGCACUGGGAGGGAAGCCUAGAUGAGCCGAACAACAAGCCUAAAUUGCCCAUCAUCCGACUGAUGUCAGCGGGCCCAAGGGCGGAGCAUUCCUCUGCUUCUUUUACUCUCCGUCGGGUUUUUAAAUCGACAGAAGCUGAUGAUGAUGAUGAUGGAGGGACCCCGUGUUCUUCAAACUUAGCCCAGAAAGGUCAGGACCAUGCGGGAUCAAGCUGUACUAUUCCUCCAAAUACAGGCAUCGGGGAGACCAAAAAUAGUACUGACCCUCCUGGGACCCGCUUGCUGGGAAUUCCAACUCCUGAAAUAUAUGAAUCUCCGAAAGUCACCUCGGUGCCUAUGCGUCGAAAAGAAAGUAACCCAGUUCAGCUUUUAGAUAUUAAUUUCCCACCGAGAUUUACUAAACCUGCAGUGCCACUUCGACCGCCCAAACUGCUGAUCCCUCAUUCCGAUGAGAAUUCCGUCAAAGAGCUGCCAUCUCCUCAACCAAGCUCACAAAUAAAGGAAGACGACAAGACCGACGAAGCAGAACCAAUCAAUCACCGUGCAGUUUCAGAGAUUUCUUCCUCAGGUUCUGUUCAAGUGGCCCAAAGCGAGGUCCAGUCUUGCUCAUCGCCUUUAGAAGCUACUGAGAUGAAUGCUGGCUUCAGCAGUGAAGAGGAAACCAUGUACUCCGCAGAAACUGCAGAGAGCAGGAACUACACAAGCCCGAGAGAAGGGCGGUUCCAACAAGUCGGGAGGAGCCAGAGCUGUGUUGGCCACAGCAGAUGGGCCCCGCCAGGGAGCUCGACCACUGCUGCUCGGAGGGCUUUGCUUGAGAAGCAGAGGAGCUUUGUCCAUGGAAGGAAGGUCCACUCUCAAGGGGCGAAUUCUCAGAGGAGUAAUGACUACUUCAGCCCGACUGUGUCUUCAAUCAUGAAGAAGAGAAAUAACUCGGAGCAUCAUCAGCGGACGCACCAGCAGAUUAGGCCGAGGCAGAGUGCUGUGAAUUCAUCUCCGAGAUGGGCGUUCUGAAGAUCAAUUUUCGAUCAAUGCAGGACCCAAAUGAGACAUUGCAUAUAACCCCUUUUUUUCCCUUUAUGUUGCUAUACAGUUUUGUACUUCGUGAGCAUUUCGAGUUCCCAAUAUAAACUGUAAUUAAUGACGAUGUAGAACCUACCAUGAAUAAGGAAUGGUUAGAUCACUUUCCUUUCAGAUAA